AUGGCUUUCAGUUUAGGAUUUGUUGUGAUAAUAGUAAGAUCUGAUAAAGCUACCGAUGAUCGUGGAAGAAAAACGUUCGUCAAACUUGGAUGUGAAAAAGGAGGGAAAUAUCGGAAAUACAAAGUCGAUGCGGUGCCCAGUGUAUACGGUACUCAUAAAUGUGAGUGUCCGUUUAGAUUAAAAGGUAGACCAUGUUUAGAAGAGGAUGGAUGGGUAUUGAAUGUUAUGUGUGGACAUCACAACCAUGAGUUGGCUGAAACUUUAGUCGGGCACCCUUAUGCUGGCAGGUUAAAUAUGAGUGAGAAAUCAUUACUGGUUGAUAUGACAAAGAGUAAAGUUACACCUAGAAAUAUUUUAUUAACCCUCAAACAAAAUAAUGAUCGAAAUGUCACAACCAUUAAACAAAUCUACAACGCAAGGCAAGCGUAUAAGCGAUCAAUUAGAGGGUCAAGAACUGAACUACAACAGCUUAUGAUGUUGUUGGACCGGGAUAAGUACAGUUAUUGGAGUAGGUGUGCCGACGAUUCAAAUGUUAUUACUGACCUGUUUUGGACACAUCCUGAUGCGGUGAAAUUGUUGAACUCAUUUAAUGUUAUGAUGGAUUCCACAUAUAAAACAAACAGAUAUAGACUUCCGUUGCUUGAAAUUGUGGGCAUGACGUGUACAGGUUUAACCUUCUCAGCAACAUUUGCUUUUUUGUCUACUGAAAAACAGAGUAAUUUCACAUGGGCUUUGGAAAAGCUGAAAGAUUUAUUUAUAACAUCUGAGGGUGGUCCUAAAGUCAUUGUCACUGAUCGAGACUUGGCCUUGAUGAAUGUCAUUGCAAAUGUAUUCCCUGAGUCCACAUCCAUAAAAAUGUUUUAG
Messenger RNA from Vigna radiata var. radiata (mung bean), 864 nucleotides. RefSeq names its product protein FAR1-RELATED SEQUENCE 5-like. The record is from RefSeq and is a predicted model, not a curated record. Lineage: Eukaryota; Viridiplantae; Streptophyta; Magnoliopsida; Fabales; Fabaceae. The transcript has a single exon. Gene Ontology annotation, biological process: regulation of DNA-templated transcription. The coding region runs from base 1 to 864 and encodes 287 amino acids.